AUGACCUUAAGAGCGGUUUCCAGUAAUUCGCUGCUGGCGCUCGGCCUCGCAUUCUGCCUCGCCGGCCUAGUUCCCGCCCUACCCCAGCGGAGAGCGGACACGGAGACGAGCCCGUACGUGACGGAAGUAUCCGACUACAUCGACUCCAUAAGCGAAGAGCUCUGGGAGAUCAACACCGAGAUCCACAGCAACCCCGAGCUCGGAUUCGAAGAGGUGAUUGCGCACCAGCUGCUCACGGAUUAUAUGAGUGAGCAGGACGGGUGGACGGUGGAGCGAAGCGCGUACAAUAUUAGCACCGCUUUCGUGGCGGUCUUUGAGGGGAGCGGAGACGGGCCCGUCGUAUCAUUCAACGCAGAAUAUGCCCUCGCUACGGCCCACAUCAUGAGAGAGCACGAGCUUCCAGGAAGAGUGGUGCUCUACGGCACGCCCGCCGAAGAAGGCGGCGCCGGCAAAGUCAGGCUUCUCGAAGCGGGAGCCUACGCGGACCAAGAAGUCGACAUUAGCCUCAUCUCUCACCCCUCCAACCUCGGCGACACCCCCUUCAUGUCCACCACCGCCAACGAGAAGUUCUUCGUCGAGUACUUUGGCAGCGAGGCGCACGCCGCCAACUCCCCGUGGGAAGGCCUCAACGCCCAGGACGCCAUCGUCCUCGCCUACAACGCCCUCUCCAUGCUCCGCCAGCAGAGCGAGACCACGGAAAUCAUCCACGGCAUCAUCACGUCCGGCGGCUCCCGCAUGAACAUCAUCCCCAGCUACGCCUCGGGCGAGUUUGGCGUGCGCGCCCCCACCACCGCCGCGCUGCAGAACCUCACCGAGCGCGUGCGCGCGUGCUUCGAGGCCGGCGCCCUCGCCACGGGCACCGAGCUCAACUUCACCAUGCUCGAUAACGGCUACGCGGAGAUGAUCAACAACGUGGUGCUCGCGCACUCGUACACUAACUGGUUCCAGGGGCUCGGCGGCGAGGUGGUGCCCGAGCAGAUCGCCAGGGCCACGCAAGGCGCCGCCAGCACGGACCAAGGAAACGUGAGCCAGGAGAUUCCGUCCAUUAGCGUGCUCUUCCUCAUCGAGAAUGAGGAUGGCUCGAUUCCCGAGAGCGGCCCUCACACCGAAGGUUUCGAGGUGGCGGCUGGCACCAGGAGGGCCUUUGACAAGUCGCUCAUGGUGGCCAAAGCUCUGGCCGGCGUGGCCUUGGAUAUCCUGACCGUUGACGGGCUGCUGGAAGCCGUCCAGGAGGAGUUUGAAAACACGGAAAGGGCCGCGCCCACGUAUAAUCAUGGACACGGAGACGACCACGACCAUUCCCACGAUGGAGAUUUGCAUGAUCACGCAUAUGGACACCGGCUGUGA
Messenger RNA from Parascedosporium putredinis, 1347 nucleotides. NCBI's taxonomy places the organism in Eukaryota, Fungi, Ascomycota, Sordariomycetes, Microascales, Microascaceae. The record is from the annotation of a GenBank genome assembly.